AUGGAGGGCGUCAACAAAUACCCCCGUCAAAGGGUCGCUGGACGCGAGCACAUCCCGCUUUAUCCCAAGGGAUUCAUCGCCAUCAGGGUGGUCCAGCUGGUCCUCGCCCUGGUCGUCACCGCCCUCUGCGCCUUCGGCAUCUACCUCCUCCCCUUUUCUGGAAACUGCCUCAUGAUCUUCGUUUCCAUCUCGACCAUGAUCGUCACUACCUGGCUCAUCGUCGCCGAGUUCGGCAUCCCCAAAGUUUACAACUACUGGGCCGUGCUGGCGCUCGACAUCUUCCUCGUCGUCUUCUGGCUCAGUUCUUUCGGCCUGCUCGCCUCCCAGGCCGCGUACCUGCUUGACAGCAGCGCCGUGUGCGACUACUACGGCUACUGCUACAGCUCAGCGCCCACGGGGGUUUACCUCAUCUUCACCGCCUGCAUGGCCACCGCAGCCGGCAUCGGCGGGCUCGAGUUCGCUCUCUUCGUCGCUUCGAUGGCCAUUCACAGCGUCAUGCUUCAUCGUCACCGCAAGGCCGGCCUCCACUGCAAUCCCAUCACUCCCGGAAGCACGCCGGUCGUCGUCACCAGCCACGUCGUGCCCGAGAAGAACGCGGCACAGGUCGCCACGAACCCCAUGUACCAAGCCGCCCAGGGCCAGGCCGCCCCUCCCUACAUGAACCAGGAUGCAGGCUACAAUGCUCAGAUGGUCCCCCAGCAGCAGCAGAUGUAUGCUCCCGCCCCCAGCCAACCGCAGCAGCAGAACUACUACCCUCAACCAUCACCUAGGCCACUGAGCGCCCAGCAUACCGGGGGCUUCUUCGCCCAAAUGCAGCCGGCGCCUGCUGCCGCGCCACCUAUGCCGAACGCUCACGAAGUGUCAGGCAACACGUACCACCAGAAUUGA
Messenger RNA from Colletotrichum destructivum, 888 nucleotides. RefSeq lists its product as uncharacterized. Lineage: Eukaryota; Fungi; Ascomycota; Sordariomycetes; Glomerellales; Glomerellaceae. The coding region runs from base 1 to 888 and encodes 295 amino acids. The record is from RefSeq and is a predicted model, not a curated record. The transcript is spliced from 3 exons.